GGAAGCCUGGGCCGCUUCGAGGCACCCAAACCCUAAGCCCCGGAGCCCGGGCUCUGCCCUAAGUCCCCCGUGCGAAGCCCUGGGCUCGGACGAAGCCUUGGCCUUCGGGUUCGGGUGUGCUCCCGCCCGUGUGGAGCGCUCAGAGCUGACGGGAAUGCUGUGGGAAAGGUUUCUGUGCUUGGUCUGUAUGUUAAAAUAUAAUGUAGCUGUAGCCGUCUGCAUAACUCUGCUCGCUGCUGCGUUUCCCAGUAGCUGUGAGAAACUUUCCUCUGCUCUUAGCCCGCCUCUGAGAAAUAGUUGGGUGACAGACAAGUCUCACAAAUUAAAAGAAUGUUCCUCUGUGUUCCAGCAGGAUCUAGUUUUGUUUGGCAUUGAAAACCUCUCAUGGAGAAUGCUUAAGCAGGAAUCAAUGACAUCACUGGGCAGGAAACACUCUUGGAAGGAAGAGUUGCUAUCAGAGCAAUCUUACACGAUAAAAGGCUCACACAUAAGUUCUUCACUAGCUGCAUACAUCAUAGGUCAUGGACUGUUUUGUGGACUGAAAUACAGAUGUUGCAGAUACUAGAUUUUAUUUUUAUCUUACAAAUUCACUUGAGAGCCCUGUUAUCCAAUUUUUAUUUCCUGUCAGUAACCAGGGUGUCAGAUUUUUCUCAGCAAAUUUGACUUCAUGAGAAAGGACACCAAAUUGCCUCAGUGUUUAACAUCUUCAGUCUGUAACUCCCAUCAAACCCAAAUGAGGUUAAAAUAGUGUAAACAUACACCUGUAUGGUACCUUUGAGAAGAAAAUCCUGGAAAUCAUCCCCACAUUGAAACAACUUUACCAUGUGCCUGACACAAAAAGUUGGACUUCUGCCGUCUAACGCUGGGCAGUUUGUUUUGAUUCCAAGAUGUCUCUUUGCUGGGAGGAACAGACUGAAGGCUGCUGCAAACGAGCAUUUGGGUGUAAUUUCACAUGGAGCUGAACUUGCUGACAAAAUCUGCUUGGAAGAUGGAGAGAAUCAGGUAGUUAUAAUUUCAAAUGCAUGGAAAUAAAGCGCAAGUGAGCUAGGUAAGAGGUGGCUGAGGGCUUUGGGAGUAGGAACUGAUACCUUGUGGUAAGAGGGUGAGCCAGGGAAAGGACUAGAAAGGGGAAUUGAGCUCUUUAUUACUUGCAGAUACAGCAUAUGCAGACAUUUUUAUGUUGCCACAGUAAAUCACAUGAUCUCCUGAAAUCAUGCAAGUUAGUGGUUGGUGAGUCUUUGCUAAGAGACUUUUUUGCACAGAAGUGUGAGAUAAGAAAUCUUUAGCAAUUUUUUUUUCUGCCUGUCUGUUUUAUAUUUCGCAUGCAGCUAGAUGUGAAAAUUUUAUAUUGGUAAACAGAAGGUAGAACGACUGAGUUUGCAAGCAUCUAGAUAAAAGAGGAAGAGAGAAAGUUUCAUUUUGAAGCUGUGAGCUCUUUACAGAGCACUCAAGCAUGGAUGGAAAUGAGGAGAGAGAGGCUUGAAAAGAAAAAUGAUACAUGAGUUAGGGAUUUUUUUUUUUUGGCUUUGAAGAAACAUUUUCCUCUAAAGAGCAAGGUGUCUUUUAGCAAGGUGUUUGCUUUGGUUAGUUUCCGGAGAGGAUGUGGACGUUGAAGGCUUCAGAAUGGUUUGUCACACAUCUGCUGCCUUCAGCACCCCACAUUCGUGUCGCUUGAAUUUCUUGUCUGGCUGCAUUUAUAGGAGCAAUGAUAGCUGAAAAUUCUGCCCCUUGUUAGUACAGAAGAGUCAAAUACUUGUGCUCUGUGAAGAAGCUGGCAGUGUUUCAGAGUCUGGCCAUCCAGUCAGGGAUGCUCCUUUUUCACUUUAGUGUGCAACAGCAGAUAUUACACUGGGCUGUGGCAACAGCCUGCUCAAUUUACCAAUCCAGAAACUCCUGGCUAUGUUGGAUUUGCAAACCUUCCCAAUCAGGUUCACCGAAAGUCUGUGAAAAAGGGCUUUGAAUUUACUCUGAUGGUGGUUGGUGAAUCUGGAUUAGGAAAAUCUACAUUAAUAAACAGCCUCUUCCUGACAGAUCUCUACCCAGAAAGGAUCAUCCCAGGAGCUGCUGAUAAGAUUGAACGCACGGUGCAGAUUGAAGCCUCCACAGUAGAAAUUGAAGAGAGGGGCGUGAAGCUGCGGCUCACGGUCGUGGAUACCCCAGGCUACGGGGAUGCCAUCAACUGUCGAGACUGUUUUAAGACCAUAAUCUCUUACAUUGACGAGCAGUUUGAGCGAUACCUGCAUGAUGAGAGUGGAUUGAACAGAAGGCAUAUCGUAGAUAAUCGAGUUCAUUGCUGUUUCUAUUUCAUUUCACCAUUUGGUCAUGGCCUUAAGCCUCUGGAUGUGGAGUUUAUGAAGGCUAUACACAACAAAGUCAAUAUUGUACCAGUGAUUGCAAAAGCUGAUACACUUUCUCUGAAGGAGCGAGAGAGGCUAAAGAAAAGGAUUCUGGAUGAAAUUGAAGAGCAUGGCAUCAAGAUUUAUCACCUGCCUGAUGCUGAAUCAGAUGAGGAUGAAGAUUUUAAGGAGCAGACCAGACUCCUGAAGGCCAGCAUUCCAUUUUGUGUAGUGGGGUCCAACCAACUCAUUGAAGCCAAAGGUAAAAAAGUUAGAGGUCGGCUCUACCCAUGGGGUGUAGUUGAAGUGGAGAAUCCAGAGCAUAAUGACUUCCUGAAGCUGAGGACCAUGCUAAUCACCCAUAUGCAAGACCUUCAGGAGGUGACCCAGGAUCUUCACUAUGAGAACUUCCGCUCUGAGAGGCUCAAACGAGGCAACAGGAAAAUAGAAGAUGAAGAAGUAAAUAAAGACCAGAUUCUGCUUGAGAAGGAAGCAGAACUCCGUCGCAUGCAGGAGAUGAUUGCAAGAAUGCAGGCACAGAUGCAGAUGCAGAUGCAAAGUGGAGAAGGGGACAGCAGUGCAGUUCAUGGGCACCAUGUGUAAAGUCUUGGAUGAUUUUAUCCCCUGACUCCCAGGAGACCUUCUGGAGCUGGAUUGCAGUGGUGGAGGACAAAAGGAUGCCUCUUGCUUCCGUGUGAUCUGGAGCUUGCUGUGGAGUUUAUUGUGGGACUGUUUUGUGGUAACAUCUUGUGAGAUGUAUUUCAUAACAUGUAGUCAGUUGGUAUUUUUAUAUAUUAUACACAUUUGACUUUCAUUUUCUUUAGUCCUUCUUUUCUUGAGGUUAUUUUAAAUUUCCUAUUAGUGAUACAAAAUAAUAAUUGAAAGUUUUCUAGCCUGGUAAGCAGUAGAUAAUAGUAUUUUUUUAAUAUGCCUUAUUAGCUCCCUGCUUUUAACUUUGUAUUCCAUUUAGAAAUAAACAACUGUCAGUGAUACCUUGUUCAGUGCCAGGUAACAGUGGCCUCCCUAAGGCUGCACCCCUGCAAGGUUAAUUUUAUAAAUAUUGCAGUGUUUACACGUGUGUGUGAGACUAGCAGCCCUUUCUCUGUCUCUGCUCACAGCACAGGAUUUCCUUGGCCUCUGCAAAAUAUCAAAUGAAAAUUCAAGCAUGCCUUGUGUCUUACCAAAAGAAAGAAGAGGAAAUGCCUCUGUGACAGGCACACUGUAUGUUACAUGACAGGCAUUAUUUCUUUGAGAUAUAACCUUGAGGGUUGUUAUUUUCCUAAAAUCUCUUACUCCGUUGCAGCUAAUUUUGAAUAGUUUCUUGUAGGCCAUCACAAAUCACUCCUGCUAUUUUCUGGCAUUAUUGUAGCCAAAUAAACUUGAAUAAGGCUGAUUUUAUUGUUGAAUGAGGUAAACUCCAAAGAGUAGUUUUCUAUGCAUGGGUGUUUCCUAUAUUCAAAGGAUAAGAAAUUCCUAAUAAGUAUUUUCAUACUAUUUUUAGGGCAUUGUAAAAUGUUACGUGUAGUAAAAAUAUAGAUAUUAGCACACUUCUCUUUUUAAAAGUGACCUGUUCCUGACAGGAUCAAUGCAAACUGUAUUUGAAGUUCUUGCACCAGGAUGGAGUCAGCAGUGUUACUUCAGGAGAGACUCUGUUUUCUUUUAUUAGGCCAAGGUCAUUUUUUUAAUCCUGGUAGCAAAGGAGACUGUUUUUAGCUUGGCUGGGCUUGUGCUGCAGAUCAUUCCUCCUGUUGCAUUUGCAGCAAAUAAUUGAUAAUCAACACAACUGCCCAGGUGGUGGCUGGCAGGGCAAGCAGUGACACACCCUUGCUUGUUUGCUGCUCCUGGUAAAGCCAGCAAUCAGAUUUCUUCAUCUGAUCUUUCACAAAACAUCCUUAUCUGAGCAGCUAAUAAACAAAUAGAUAGAAUUGCAACUUCUUUUGGCUCUUUUGAGCUCAGGUGCAGCUGUGACUUUUAUAAUUUUGUUAAUGUUCCUGUGAAAAAAAUAAUAGAAUUUCUACAGCUAAUGUAUAAUUCCAGUGGUGCUUAAGUGGGUAGAUGAAAUAUAACUAUAAACUGAAAUUUUUACCUGCCUGAAACUACUGUUUUAUGUUUGAAUCUUUCUAAAAAUGUGAAGUAAAACCCUGCAUUGUUGCUGGGGAUCUCCAGCUCUCUAUUCCAAAGUAGUUGCUAUCAAAGUUUGACACAACUCAUUUGACCUUCCCUAACCUUGACAAAAGUGAAAAUGAGAACCUUUUUGUACUCACAGAAGAGUUAAAUCCCAUUUGGUCGAAUCUCUACUUAUAAAACUUGGAUGGGAAAAUAUCUGCUUCUAAAUUCUUGAAUUGCUUUUUCAGAGGAAGGUGUAGGACCAAAGUGAUGUAGCAGCACUGUCAGAGAGCACUCCACAACACCUUCAUUAUUUCUAUUACCAUGAGCCUGUACUUGAAGAAAAACUGUGAAAUGUAAAAUGUCUGCCCAGGGGCCUGGUUUACUUGUCAUUCUCACUGUGUGUAUUGGGUUGAUAGGGUUUUUUUCCUUUAUUUUUAACAUGGGAACAGGAGCACAUUGUCCAUUUGUUUAGGGCUGUUUGGUCACCAUCUGUGGAAUUGUUUGGAAUAUUUACAUAUCUAUUAAAAUAUUUGAUGCAGAUAAAGCAUUUAAUGUAAUUAUUAAGCAAAAAAAAAAAAAAGGUAAUUGAUCUAAAAAUUCAACGGGAGAAAUAUUUUUGUAUGUUGUUUUGGCAUUUAAUUGGGAAAAACAAGUUUGUGGCACUUGCCAUUUUAGCUGAAAUACUCAAGACAGGUAAUUAAUUACUGCUUCUUCCCAAGCCUUUGGGACAGUUGUUCAUAGUGUGCCUGAUGUCUCUGAAGGUCUAGUUCCCCUUCACUUUUCUUGAGAUGGUCUUGAAAUGGAUGGUUUUGUGCUAAGGCAUGAAAAGCAAGACAACUUUUCUCAGAAAAGCUGCUGGUAAGAGAAAGAUAUGAGUAGCAGAAAGGCUUGGGGACAAAGGGUAAAUUCUGUUUGGUGGCUUGCUGAACUGGCCACAGUUCUUUAUCUUUUACUGAGUUGUGAUGGUUUUUAUUUUAGGAGUAAAAAUACUUUUGAAUUUGCAGAGCUUUAUAGUUGAUAGCAAAAUUUACUAGUCCUUGGUACAAAAACCUGUUAUAAUCUAUGUACUACAAUUAGCUAAAACUGUAAUAAAAAUGCUAAAAAGCUGU
Molecule: messenger RNA, 5554 nt
Organism: Motacilla alba alba
Lineage: Eukaryota; Metazoa; Chordata; Aves; Passeriformes; Motacillidae
Gene: SEPTIN2
Product: septin 2
Exons: 12
Coding region: 1971-2939 (322 amino acids)
Biological process (GO): cilium assembly; regulation of exocytosis; cytoskeleton-dependent cytokinesis
Cellular component (GO): septin complex; cell division site; septin ring
Molecular function (GO): GTP binding; GTPase activity; molecular adaptor activity
Source: RefSeq, a predicted model, not a curated record